This is a messenger RNA of Balaenoptera acutorostrata (minke whale), 1290 nucleotides long. Its product is annotated as beta-1,3-galactosyl-O-glycosyl-glycoprotein beta-1,6-N-acetylglucosaminyltransferase 7. The transcript has 3 exons. Gene Ontology annotation, cellular component: membrane. Gene Ontology annotation, molecular function: acetylglucosaminyltransferase activity. NCBI's taxonomy places the organism in Eukaryota, Metazoa, Chordata, Mammalia, Artiodactyla, Balaenopteridae. Bases 1 to 1290 code for a protein of 429 amino acids. The record is from RefSeq and is a predicted model, not a curated record.
AUGAGCCAGCUGCGAGCCACAAAGCCAGGUCUUCUCGUGUGCGUAGCCACUUGCAUCUUCAUUUUUCUUUAUUUAAGGAAUCCAACUCCUGAGGAACCAGAGGAGGAACCCACCUACCCAGCAGUAGUGGAAUGUGGCUUUUAUCCAGAUGAACUGUGUUCGGCUUUGUUUGAAGGGAAAGAGGUGGCUCCCCAAAUUGCAAAAUUCUGUAAAAACCCUCAUGGAUCUGAAAUACUUUCUCAUUUACACAGACCAGGAAAUUGUUCCAGGAUAUCCCAGGAGUUGCAUUUCAUAACCAGACCCCUGUCUGCAGAAGAGGGCAUCUUCCCUUUGGCAUAUAUUAUAACUAUUCAUAAGGAGCUGGCUAUGUUUGUGCAGCUUCUCAGAGCUAUUUAUGUGCCUCAAAAUGUUUACUGUAUUCAUGUUGAUGAAAAGGCCCCCAAGAAGUAUAAGACUGCUGUGCAAUCCCUGGUUAAUUGUUUUGAAAAUAUUUUUAUUUCAUCAACGAGAGAGAAAAUGGCUUACACUGGCUUUAGGAGACUACAGGCAGAUAUUAAUUGUAUGAAAGAUCUAGUCCAUUCCAAAUUUCAAUGGAACUAUGUCAUUAAUCUUUGUGGACAGGAUUUUCCAAUCAAAACUAACAGGGAAAUCAUACACUACAUCAGAAGCAAAUGGAAUGAUAAAAAUAUCACUCCUGGAGUAAUCCAGCCACCAAACAUUAAAUCUAAGACAAGUCAAAGCCAUCCCAAAUUCACCCCUGAAGAAGAUAUCUAUGUAUCUCCAAAUGAAAGAUUCAAAGAUGAACCACCCCAUAACUUAACAAUUUAUUUUGGAAGUGCUUACUAUGUACUAACAAGGAAGUUUGUAGAGUUUGUACUAACAGACACCCGCGCAAAAGACAUGCUUCGGUGGUCUAAAGACAUCCACGGCCCAGAGCGACAUUACUGGGUAACUCUGAACCGACUGAAAGAUGCUCCAGGUUCCACCCCAAACACUGGCUGGGAAGGAAACGUUCGAGCCAUUAAAUGGAAAAACAAGGAGGGAACUGUUCAUGAUGGCUGCAAAGGCCGCUAUGUCCAGGACGCCUGUGUGUAUGGACCAGGAGACUUGCCCUGGAUCAUUCAAUCACCUUCUUUGUUUGCCAACCAAUUUGACUCGACCGAGCCUCUGGUGGUCUCGUGCUUGGAGCGGUGGCACAGACUUAAAGUUCUAGGGCGGGCGGAGGUCCCUGUGGAACCACACUGGCAUUUCCAACGGGAGAGUCAUUUUAAUAUGAAAUUGAACCGCUGA